GCAACGAUUUGUACAACUCGAAGUGUAAAACAUCGGAAGUUAGGUCUUUUCACUAGUCAGCUGUUGUGAUAGCUCUAUAUUUAUAUAAAUCAUAUAUAUAUAAAAGAGGAAGCAACGGCACGGUAGAAAAAGAGAGACAGAGAUAUAUAUAUAUGAAUACAUAAGCCGCCUCGUAGAUAGCCUCGAACUCGUGCCGCUCGCACAGCAUGCCCGCCGCUCUGUAGCGAAGGAGGGCCCGAGCCGUCAUUUUCAUACAUAAGCAAGAUGGAGGAUCUCGCAGUCGAAGUAUGCGGCGAAAACGGAGCAUAUUAUAAGGCCUAUGUGACAGAUGUAUUCGAAGAAGAAGUCCAGGUGGCUUUCGACAACGACUGGCAACCAGAAUCAAAGUUUCCUUUUGCUCAAGUCCGACUACCUUUAAAGGAUGGACCCAAACCCGAGUUCCAAGAGGGACAGGAAAUUGAAGUAUUGUCCAGAUCUAAUGACCAAGAAGUCUGUGGAUGGUGGAAAGCUGUCAUCAAGAUGAUGAAAGGAGGUUUUCUGGUCGUCGAUUACCUAGGCUGGGAAUGCAAUUAUACAGAAAUUGUAUCUUCAGAGCGUCUAAGAAUGAAGAAUCCAAAUCCGCCGAUCGACAAUAACACAUUUCACAAGAUAGAAAUAGAAGUACCUGAAGAACUGAGAGAAUUUGCCAAAAUGGACGGCGUACACAAAGAAUUUCAAAAGGCGUUAGGAGCAGCGGUUUGUCGGUACGUCCCGGACAGAGGAGUAUUACUGGCAAUAUCCCGCAACGAGAAUCUCCAACGGCACAGUAGUAUGCUGAAAGAAAUGCAUUUUCGGAAUCUUUCUCAAAAGAAGGUCUUGUUGCUGAAGAGAACGGAAGAGGCGGCGCGUCAGCUCGAAUCAACAAAGCUCCAAACGAUUGGCGGCAAAUUUAGAUCUUCAAACUUUAUAUAUCAGCGUGUCUCAGACUUUGAGACAGGAGUGAGAACGAAUUCAAGGUAUGCGGACGAAUUUAACGUAAGGGAAGACCUCAUGGGUUUGGCUAUCGGCGCUCAUGGAGCGAACAUUCAGCAAGCCCGAAAAGUUGACGGUAUCACCAAUAUAGAAUUGGAGGAGAAUUCGUGCACCUUCAAAAUAUACGGCGAGACUCACGAAGCUGUGAAAAAGGCGAGAUCCAUGCUCGAAUACAGUGAAGAAUCAAUCAAAGUUCCACGAGUCCUUGUUGGCAAAGUGAUCGGCAAAAAUGGUCGGAUAAUACAAGAAAUCGUGGACAAAAGCGGUGUAAUAACAUCUGGCUCGAGUGGGAAUGUACAUACUGAUAGAGUUCGAGUUAAAAUAGAAGGUGACAAUGAACCGCAGCCGACAAUACCGCGAGAAGAGGGACAGGUGCCCUUCGUAUUUGUCGGAACGGUUGAAAGCAUCGCCAAUGCCAAGGUUUUGCUGGAAUAUCACUUGGCCCAUCUAAAGGAAGUUGAAGCUCUGCGACAAGAAAAAUUAGAAAUCGACCAACAAUUACGAAGUAUGCAUGGCUCGACUACGGGGCCGAUGCCCAAUUUCCCUCCAGCGAGGCGCGGUAUGACGUCCGGACCUGAAGAAGGUGGCGGAGGCGGGCGCGGUGGACGGGGAGGCGGAGGUCGUGGCGGGCGAGGCGGAAGAGGCAGAGCUCCGCCAAGACACAAUGCUGGACUUCGCCGAGACACACUGGACGGAAGCGAGGAUAGAGUUCGCGAUCUUCCCCCCAGAGGGGGUCAUCAGGGCCAGGGUGGUGGAGGCGGUGGUGGUAAUUCCGGUUACAUGGGUGGAAGACAAGGUAGACCUCCAGCGCAAAGACGAGAUCGAAGAGACGACCGUCGACGAACGACGGAUGACGAGGAUACCGUACUCGAUAGUCAAGACGUAUCGAGCAUCGACAGAGAUGGCAAACCAAUCUUUAUUAUAAAUCAAACGGAUGGUCACAAUGGUGCGUGCGUAGAGUCAGUAUCGAGUGUGGAAAGAAGACCUAAAACAGGGGGUAGGCGGCGUCGAUUACAGCGAUCUCAACAACGGAGUACAACACCGGACAACCCUCAUAAAGGCAAUAAUGCAGGACUCGGUGAGCAAUCGUCUGUGACGAGCAAGGAGGGUACACCGGCAAACGACGUGAUCGUGUCGAACAGCUCGCAAGGUCCAAAAGGUCAGAGGGAACCGAGAUCUCGUCACGCGCGUAUAUCGCAGAGCAAUAAGCCUAAGGAAGCUCUGGUUAAUGGUACCAGUGGCUAAAAGCUCUCGUACACGGCCAACAAACCUUUCGUAGAAGCUGCCAUGGACAUAAUUAUUUUGAAAAAUGAAAUAAGAGAAAAAAGUAACGAAAAAAACAGAAACAACAACAACAAAUGGAAAAACCAAAACAAGAGCUAUCAACAACAAGCACGUGAACAUGACGCAUAAAGGAAAACCCCUCACAAUGAAAGAAGACCUGCCACGAGAAUUCUAGACACGCGAAUUCUAGACGGCGACAUGAGAAGUCUCGUGAGACUCUUCGCUACCCGAUUAACAAUAAAGAAAGUUGUUAACAGUUCAUUUCUUUCUUCGAUGUUCUUAUAAAGGAGAAAAGCGAAGAGAGACAAACAGACUAAGAAAAACUUGGAAAAGCUACAAAAAAAAUCAACACGUCUAAAGACAUAAUUAAUUAUUAUCCAAUCCAUGGUUUAGUUCGAUGAUAGUCGAACGAUACUAUCAUAUUUGAUAUACGGACGCAUUCAUUGGGAGAUGCAGACAAAAAUUUGUCGAAAUAGAACAAUUAUCGAUUCAAUAUUCCCCUAAAACUUCCCGGAACUGGAUUGUGAAACUGUGCCCUCGGACUGUUUUUUCCUGCUUUCCCGUACCGAGCACCAAAAAAUUAAAAACUGUUCCUGUUGAUACGCUUCGACAUACUUGAAUCGUAACACCACCAAUUACUCGUCCACAACACUAAAACAUUCGAUUAUCAAUGAAUAUUGUUCUCAACGUAAAGAUCGAUCACCGGAUUGGAAGAAAAUUACAAGGAAAAAAAAACGAAUUUCAUUGUAGGAAUGGCGUAUACGACAUUUUUUCGAUAAUUAAAAAUUAAGCGAAAAGCGGAAAAAAUAACGGACAAAAAACUUCCUGUAUUGUAGUUAAAGGUAACGCUAAAACAACCGAGCAGAAAAAAAGAAGAAUCGAUUAUGAAAAAUUGCUGUGGAAAACGUAACCGUAUGAAUGUGUGAGCGCGUGCGAAUUUCGCUGGUCAAGUGAACGCGCGUCAUUGCUAAAAUGAAAUUCAGUGCGGUAAAGGAGAACCAACAAACGAAAAAUUGUUUCUCGUUAAUUUUUUUUUUACAACAAUAAUUUGCGGUUGCGACUUUCUAGAUUUCACGAUAUUUUUUCCUCACGAAUAUUGGCCUUUGUUAAUUAAUUGCACACAGUUAACUGUGUUGUCGGUUUUUAUUUAUUUUUUUUCUAUUUUUAUUUUCCUUUUUUUUGUCUUUAUUUCAAUCGUUAGCAGUAUUCCUUGACGAAAUGCUAAAAAAAACUAUUACCCCCCCCCCCCCCCUCCCCCCAUUACAUUUCAAUUUCGUUCAUUGCAAAGCUUCAAUGCACCUCGUAGUUUCAAUGAAAAAAAUUUGAAAAAAAAAAUCCUCGUUUUUCGUUGAAAGAGUGCAGCCCAACCGUAAAAUAUUUGUGCUAGUUUUGGGAUCGACUUUUCUCUCAUCAUGCACUUUGUUUGUUUUCAAUUUAAGUACGUUAUCAUUAAUAUUUCGAUUAUAUGUUUUCCAUUUCUUUUUUUCUCCCCAAUUUAUUACGUGUUGAAAAACAAUUCUUAUAUUUUUUUUUUCGAUCAAGUUUUCCCUUUCAGUUAAAGCAGUUUUGUUUUUAAAUCUCAAAAAAAGGUGAAGAUUGAACGAGCGAGAAAGAGAGAGAGAGAGAGAGAAAGAGCGAGAGAGAGAAAAAGAGUGAAAAAGAACAGAAAGUAAACCUAUAUUUAGCGAUACCAAUGUAUGAUGUGCCAGAGAUGAAAAAAAAACGAAAAAAAAAACAAAAAAACGAUACAUGUUUUAUGAUAUCUAGCUGAAGUGCAGACUUAGCGCAUACCUUUAUUACUAUAAUACUACUUAGUCGAAAUGUGGAUGUCUGAACAAAUAAACUAGCUUUACUAUACUAAGCUAUAAACAAAAAAAAACCAUAAAUAAGGGAAAAACGAAAAAAAUAAAUACGGUCGGUGGUUUUAAAAUGUGCGUCAAUUUGAAACUGUCGACUUUCUUCUUCCGGAUAUGACAACAACCUAUCGGACGUGUCUCACGGAUAUUGCUAGCAUUGUACGACGCGACACAUGAACACAGACGUGUACGCGAAUAAUGUUAAUGCCACGCAAACGACAUUUAAACAUUAAAAAAAAAAGUAUAUAUACAGCUGCCACAAUAUCUGAAUAUCGUUUUUGGCAGCCGAAAAAACUGAGAUAUCCCCCAACUUGCUUGUUUCAGAUACAUUUGUAUUGAUUGCAAUUUGUGCAUAAUUUAAGAAUAAAACAUUUCUGUACAUA
This is a messenger RNA of Venturia canescens, 4534 nucleotides long. It is a transcript of the gene Fmr1, whose product is annotated as synaptic functional regulator FMR1. The transcript is spliced from 15 exons. Gene Ontology annotation, biological process: regulation of dendrite morphogenesis; regulation of translation at postsynapse, modulating synaptic transmission; anterograde axonal transport. Gene Ontology annotation, molecular function: translation regulator activity; mRNA 3'-UTR binding; protein homodimerization activity. Gene Ontology annotation, cellular component: neuronal ribonucleoprotein granule; dendritic spine; neuronal cell body. The record is from RefSeq and is a predicted model, not a curated record. The coding region runs from base 265 to 2256 and encodes 663 amino acids. Lineage: Eukaryota; Metazoa; Arthropoda; Insecta; Hymenoptera; Ichneumonidae.